Molecule: messenger RNA, 995 nt
Organism: Andrographis paniculata
Lineage: Eukaryota; Viridiplantae; Streptophyta; Magnoliopsida; Lamiales; Acanthaceae
Exons: 6
Coding region: 18-995 (325 amino acids)
Molecular function (GO): protein dimerization activity; DNA binding
Source: RefSeq, a predicted model, not a curated record
UACAGAGUUUGUGUAAAAUGGCACCGCACAGAGAUAUUGGUUGGGAUCAUGCUACUCCUAUCAGCAAUGAUAGAAAACAAGCAAAAUGCAAUUAUUGUGGUAAAAUUGUUCACGGCGGAAUUACUAGGAUGAAACAACAUAUAGCACAUGUUACAGGUCAAGUUGAAGCAUGCACGAGAGCUCCAAAAGAAAUAAGAGAGUUAUUAAAAAAACACUUGAUCCAAGGAAAAAGUAUGCGAGCAGCACAUAAAAAAAAGUUAGAAGCAUUGCAAAAUUCCAUUCGUUUGGAAGAUGAUUCUGAUGAGGAAGAAGAUGAAGUUUUUGAAAUAAAUGAAGAUGAGAUAGAUGCUCUUGAAAGAAAACACUUAAAAAGAGCAAUGGCUGAAAGCAGAAAUAUGGAAUUUAUGGAGCAGCAGCGUAGACAUUCUGUUUCCGGAGAUCUACCAAGCUUGAAUUUUAAAGCCGGAGGAAGCAGCUCGAAUACAAAAGGAAGUAAAAGAAAUUUUUUCGAAAGCUCUAUGAAAAAGACAGAAGCUUAUUUUUUAAAUCCUGGUCUUCAAUACUCCGGCACUUGUGAAUUUGAUUCAUCGGAGGUUCGAAAAGGAGUAAAAGAAGUUAUCAAAAGACUCGAGCCAGAUUUGGAUAUACAAGUAAAGGCUAUGAAUGAGAUAAACAUAUUUGUUAACAAAAUUGGAGAGUUUGGAAGUGCACUUGCUAUUAGAGUUGUAUCUACAUCUUUACCAGCUGACUGGUGGAAUAUGUACGGUGAUGAAGCUCCUAAUUUAAGAAAAAUUGCAUUAAAAGUUUUGAGUCAAACUUGCACAUCAUCGGGUUGUGAGCGGAAUUGGAGUACGUGGGCUUUGAUCCAUACUAAACUUCGGAAUAGAUUAGCUAUUGAGAAACUGCAUAAGCUAGUCUAUGUCCACUACAACAUGCGUCUUCGGAUGAAUGGGUUAGAGAAAAUGAAUCUCCACUUAUUCGUGAUAGUGAUUUGA